AAUCUGUUAUAAAUGAUACUAUGUUGGAGCAGCGAAGGUUCAAAAGUGAAAAUCCUCAGAAAUUGUAUUCAUCUUGUGAUACUACCAAAGCUGUUACCAGUGUUAUUGCAAUUGAAGAUCGUACGAUAACCACUAGAGUAGAACCAAAUAUUCCAGAUGAAACUGGUGGGAUUACUACAGAAACACUUGAUGUGGAAUCACAGAAGUCUGGGAUUGCAAAUGCUUCUAUGGAAAUUGAAGUUCCUACAACCACUGGACAAGAACCCAUGAAUUCAGCUGAAUCAAUGGGGAUUACAGUAGAAACUCAUGAUGUGCAAUCACUGAAGUCUGUGACUGCUGAAACUUUUGAAGAUGCUAUGGAAGUUGAAGCUCCUACGACCACUGGAGUGGAAACAAAGAAUCCAGAUGGAAUAGAUGGGGUUGCUACAGAAAUUUAUGAUGUGCAAUCACAGAAGAGUAUGACUAAUAGUGAAGUGAAUGUUGUGCCACCUCAGGUCAAUUUAACAUUUUAUGCACUAGACAUUGGGUUGAGUUCUGCUUCAAAUACUGAUUCUGAAGUUCAAGUUCCCACUAAUUAUCAGGACAGUGAUAUUCCCGGUCCUCAUAGUGAGGAGGCUGAUAGUUGUAGAAGUGGUGAUAUACAAAGUGAUCUAAUGGAUGACGUUCUAACAGGUAAAGCAAAAAACUCUUUGCCUCUGGAUUCUGCCUUGGAUAAAAGUACUCCGGAAAUGGAUGAAUUGAGGGAAUCUGGAGAUGAUGCAGUUGUACUGGCAAAUCAAGUUCCUGUUCUGGAUUCUAAUGUUGAGAUGAUAGUAGCUUGUGAUUAUUCAGUUGCAAAUCAUGGGACAGCAGAGGUGAUAAUGGAUGAGCAAGAACAUGGGAAAACUGAUGGUGAAUUGAGCUAUCCAGCCUUGGUUCAAUCUGAAUCAGGGAAAUCCAAGGCAAAACGAAAAAAACCUCACCAGGUGAUAUUGCUUCCUCUCAAGCGAUUACUGCAUACUAAACCUUUUAAAAGGGCUCGGAAAAGUAAAAGGAGACAUAAGAUGGCAUAACUACGCAAUGAUUUCCAAUAUUAAUAUUUUUGGUGUUCGUCUUGUCGAACUAGGUGAGCAUAAUUUGUUGCAUAUUUAUCUUUCUUGAUCAUUUGGUAUCCAUUUAUGUUACUGAAUGUAAAUUUGUCAUCAGCCUCAAGGUCCCUUACUG
Messenger RNA from Fragaria vesca subsp. vesca, 1203 nucleotides. RefSeq lists its product as uncharacterized. Gene Ontology annotation, biological process: tRNA processing. Gene Ontology annotation, molecular function: RNA binding. The record is from RefSeq and is a predicted model, not a curated record. The transcript is spliced from 2 exons. Gene Ontology annotation, cellular component: nucleolar ribonuclease P complex. NCBI's taxonomy places the organism in Eukaryota, Viridiplantae, Streptophyta, Magnoliopsida, Rosales, Rosaceae. Bases 21 to 1052 code for a protein of 343 amino acids.